Molecule: messenger RNA, 1653 nt
Organism: Tripterygium wilfordii
Lineage: Eukaryota; Viridiplantae; Streptophyta; Magnoliopsida; Celastrales; Celastraceae
Product: lysM domain-containing GPI-anchored protein 1-like
Exons: 5
Coding region: 106-1308 (400 amino acids)
Source: RefSeq, a predicted model, not a curated record
AAAAUAUCAUAUUAAUUUACUCCCAUACCUAUCAACUACCAUUAAAGGUCCUCUAUUUGAUCACUUACUAGCUUGUUCAAAGUGUUCUCUAGCAUCUCACACACAAUGAAUUCACACCAAGAACAAGUGCUCUCUCUAUUACUCUUCAUGAUCAUCACAGUUUUGCCUUCAAUUUCACAAUCAAGAUCCGUAAUUGAACCAUGUAGCACCUCACAUUCUUGUUCUUCUCUUCUCUCCUACAUCCUCCCUUACGAUUCAAAGCUCUCCGAGAUCGCCUUUCGCUUCCAUGUCGACCUCUCCAAUCUCAUCUCCACAAACUCCAUCAACUCAACAUUACCAGUUCCCUCAAUAUCUAACCAAAUCCUCCAUGCCAAAACCCUUGUCAAGGUCCCAAUUUCAUGUCCUUGUGUUGAUGGCAUCCGACGGUCCAUGUCGACCACCUACACCGUCCGAGCAGUGGACACCGUUGAUUCUAUAUCUAUAAGCUAUGGAGGGCUUGUUAGUGCCCAACAGAUUAGGAGUGUUAAUGGUAUUGAUCAUGCCAAUGACACAUUAAUGAUUGGGGAGAGUAUUGUGAUUCCUCUGCCUUGUACUUGCUUCAAUGGUGCCAACAAUGGUGUAAAAACAGUUUACAUGUCUUAUGUGGUACAAGAUGGGGAGAGCUUGAAGAGUGUAGCAGAGAGGUAUGGGAGUUCUGUUGUGGACUUGGAGGACAUUAAUGAGCUUCAACAACCUUAUGUUUAUCCUGGAGAUGUACUUUCUGUGCCAAUUUCAGCAUGUUCAUCAGCAAGUCUGAAUUGGUACAACGAGACUAUUCUUGUGGUUCCAAAUGGAUCAUAUGCACUAACUGCAAGCAACUGCAUCAAAUGUUUGUGUGGACCAAAUGAUCUCUAUUUGCGAUGUGUUCCUUCGGGAAUGGCAGUCUCCUGCUCUCAUUUGCAGUGCAGUAAAUCCCAGCUUUUCAUUGGUGAUGUUUAUGUGAAUCAAACCACAAAGGGAUGCAAUGUGAGUGCUUGUGUGUAUCGGGGGCAUUCUGGGGACAAAAUUUUCAGAAGUUUGUUAAAAUUUCCCAAUGUCCAGUGCCCAGAAACUCCUGUGGAAUCUACAUCAUCAUCAUCACCUAAUUAUCUUGCAUUUCCACCUUUAAUGUCUCCAUCUCCAACAUCCCCAGUGCUUCUGGCUCCUAUUCCAGCUAUGGGAAUUGAUGCUUCUCAUGGCAAUAGAUUGAUAUUGCUUGAUGGGAUUUGCUUAAUUUGCAUUAAUAUUAUGUUGGUUUUAGGGAUUUGUUUUGUGUAUCAUUUGAUAUGAGACAUACUUUAUUCCACAAAAUUUAAGGUAGUUUCCAAUGAGCUUGAAAGCAACUAUGUGUAACCAUAUACAUGAUCACAUUAGGACUACAUCAUUUUACCCAAGUAAUUAGGAACAAGCAAAAAGAAAAAAAGAUGUAAGGAGAUAGCUCCUGCCUAUCGGGUGCCUAGCUCUUGUCUAUCAGGUGAUAGGCAGGAGUUCUUGCCUUAAGAAGAUUUGGGAAUACCCGUACCUCACAUUUAUAAAACAUAUAUCAAGAACUGCUGCUAUUUCUUUGCUUUGAUCUUUAUACAGUUAUUCUUCAUCAAUAAAAUUGUUCUUGCUUUUUGUCUUCUAUUUUCUGUA